Messenger RNA from Dipodomys ordii (Ord's kangaroo rat), 1391 nucleotides. It is a transcript of the gene Kptn, whose product is annotated as kaptin (actin binding protein). NCBI's taxonomy places the organism in Eukaryota, Metazoa, Chordata, Mammalia, Rodentia, Heteromyidae. Gene Ontology annotation, biological process: negative regulation of TORC1 signaling; cellular response to amino acid starvation; actin filament organization. The coding region runs from base 54 to 1361 and encodes 435 amino acids. Gene Ontology annotation, cellular component: actin cytoskeleton; KICSTOR complex; lamellipodium. The record is from RefSeq and is a predicted model, not a curated record. Gene Ontology annotation, molecular function: actin filament binding. The transcript has 12 exons.
GACCCGGCGCGCGGCUGCUAGGGCUACAGAGGUAGGGAGUGGUAGGCGUUGUGAUGGGCGAAGCGGCGGUGGCGGCGGAGCCUUGCCCGCUGCGCGAGGAUAGCUUCACGCGCUUCUCGUCGCAGAGCAAUGUGUACGGGCUGGCAGGCGGCGCUGGCGGACGCGGGGAGCUGCUGGCCGCUACCCUUAAAGGCAAGGUACUCGGCUUCCGCUACCAAGACCUCCGACAGAAAAUCCGGCCUGUGGCCAAAGAACUGCAGUUCAACUACAUCCCCGUGGACGCUGAGAUUGUCUCCAUUGACACUUUCAACAAGUCACCCCCAAAGCGGGGCCUGGUUGUGGGGAUCACAUUCAUCAAGGAUUCCGGUGACAAGGGCAGCCCCUUCCUUAACAUUUACUGCGACUAUGAGCCGGGCUCCGAGUACAAUCUUGACUCCAUUGCCCAGAGCUGCCUGAACCUGGAGCUGCAGUUCACGCCUUUCCAGCUGUGCCACGCAGAGGUCCAGGUGGGAAAUCAGCUGGAGACUGUGUUUCUCCUGAGUGGAAAUGACCCGGCCAUUCAUCUCUACAAGGAGAAUGAGGAGCUGCACCAGUUUGAGGAACAGCCUGUGGAAAACUUCUUUCCAGAGCUCACAAACCUGAGCAGUAGUGUCCUCUGGCUGGACGUCCACAACCUCCCUGGCACAUCCCGGCGUCUCUCAGCUCUUGGGUGUCAGAGUGGUUACGUGCGUGUGGCUCACGUGGACCAGGAGAGUCGAGAGGUCUUGGAGACAUGGACGACCCUGCAGGACGGACCCAUCUCGCGCGUGAUCGUGUUCAGCCUGGCAGCCCCCGAGGAGGCCAAGGCCAGGUCACAGCAUGAGGAGUACAACCUGCUCGUGGCCAGCAUGUUGGAGCCCGCAGUGGUAUACCGGGACCUGCUGAGCCGGGGCCUCGAGGACCAGCUUCUCCUGCCGGGGAGUGACCGGUUUGACAGCGUCCUCUGUGGCCUGGUGACGGACAUGGACUUGGAUGGUCAGCCGGAAGUCCUGGUGGCCACCUACGGGCAGGAACUACUGUGCUAUAAGUACCGCGGCCCAGAGCCCGGGCUCCCGGGGGCCCAGGGCGGGUUCCACCUGCUGUGGCAGCGAAGUUUCUCCAGCCCCCUGCUGGCCAUGGCCCACGUGGACCUGACCGGGGACGGGCUGCGGGAGCUGGCCGUGGUCUCCCUGAAGGGGGUGCACAUCCUGCAGCACAGUCUGACCCAGGCCUCUGAACUGGUCCUGACCCGGCUUCGGCGGCAGGUGGAGCAGAGGAGACAGCAGCUGCAGGAGUUUGGGGACAGGGUGGGCCCAAGGCCUGCUGAGACCACGGCCUCCUGACCUGCUCCCUCCCUCCCUUCCCCCACCAUU